AUGUCUCCAGGACGGGUGACUGAGCUAGAUGAGUACGAUUUUAUCGUUUGCGGCGCCGGAACAUCAGGGUGCGUGGUAGCGGGUCGACUUGCUGAAGACAGCAAUUCUCGGAUCCUGCUGGUCGAAGCAGGUCCUCACAACCAAGAUUUGGAGAAUGUGCAUAUGGUCGGAGGCUGGUCCAAAAACUUCGACUCGGAGACGGAUUGGAAUCUCGUCACCGAGCCCAUGGAGGGCGUCGAUGGGAGGCAGGUCAAGCUCAGCCGAGGCAAAUUCUUGGGGGGCUCGAGUGGCGUGAACGGCACGCUCUGUGUUCGGGGGUGCAAGCAGGACUAUGAUGACUGGAAUCUGCCCGGAUGGUCUGGCGAGGAGAUGUUCGCAUCCAUGUGCAAAUCCGAGUCAUUCCACAACAAACCGUGGUUCGAGGCGAAUGAGAACGCCCACGGUUAUGAUGGGCCGCUCCACACCGAGCCGCAUGAUCUCGCCCCGAUCUCGAAACUGUUGCUCGAGUCCAUGGAAUCGACGGGUCUGCCGUUGGUCCCUGAUAUGUUCAGUACGGGGGAAACCGCGCAUGGCUGUGGACAUGUUCCGCGAACACAUCAUCAAGGCAUUCGGACCACCGCGGCCGAUUUUGUGACAAAUGCUCACCAUCGGAAUAAUAUCGACAUCGUCGUUGAGACCGUCGUGGACAAGAUCAACUUCGAGCAGAAAGACGGCGACUUACAAGCCACAGGCGUGAGUCUUGUCGACAGAAGUGGAGGCAAACGAGCCGUCAAAGCCAGAAAGGAAAUCACGGUCUCUGCAGGGUCAUAUUGCUCCCCAGCGAUUCUUCUUCGUUCAGGAAUAGGACCAAAGGCGGAACUCGAGAAGUUAGGCAUCCACUGCCUUGUCGAUUCGCCUGGCGUCGGAAAGAAUCUGCUUGAUCAUCUUAUCGUGUUUGCGUUUUACGAGACCGAGCAGGAAGGCUUGACAAAUGAUUCCAUGGUAUACCACGGCGACGCUGCAAUGGCCGCCUACAUGUUGUAUAAGGACAAGAAAGAAGGCGUUUUAUCCACCUUCCCGUUCGGUGCUUUCGCCUUCGCCAGACUGGACGAUAGGUUGCAAGACGACCCCUUAUGGAGGGAGGCGAAAAAGGAGCCGGGUCGCGAUCCGAUGGGACUGUCGCCUAAUCAGCCUAACAUUGAGUUCUUCACCACCGAACUGUACGGCGGUCCAAAGCAGUACGCCGAUUUUCCGAUAGACAAGAAGCAUGCCUUUGCGAUGAUCACGGAGCUCUUCUCCCCACGAUCCAAAGGCACCGUGACCUUGAAAUCGACCGACCCCUUGGAGAACCCAGCGAUAGACUGCAACUACCUUGCGGAUGCGCUCGACCUGUUGGUUCUGACCGAAGGCUGCAGACUUGGAAACGAGAUAGUCAUGCAAGGAGCCGGGACGAAGGAUGUCGUGAAAGGUUCAUGGCCUCCUAGUUUGACACAUCAUGCUUUUACCGCUCGAGAAGAGUGGAUCCCGUACGUGAAACAGCAUGCAACAACAUGCUACCAUGCGGCCGGGACGUGCAAGAUGGGACGCUCCGACGACAGGAUGGCCGUCCUUGACGAAAAGCUGUCAGUUCGGGGGGUGAAGGGCCUCAGAGUGGCGGACUGCAGUGUCAUGCCCACUCUCCAUUGCGGCCAUACCCAAAUGCCUGCGUAUGCUCUGCAAUGA
Molecule: messenger RNA, 1701 nt
Organism: Capronia coronata CBS 617.96
Lineage: Eukaryota; Fungi; Ascomycota; Eurotiomycetes; Chaetothyriales; Herpotrichiellaceae
Exons: 11
Coding region: 1-1701 (566 amino acids)
Molecular function (GO): flavin adenine dinucleotide binding; oxidoreductase activity, acting on CH-OH group of donors
Source: RefSeq, a predicted model, not a curated record